Manis javanica (Malayan pangolin) is the source of this 1930-nucleotide messenger RNA. The record is from RefSeq and is a predicted model, not a curated record. NCBI's taxonomy places the organism in Eukaryota, Metazoa, Chordata, Mammalia, Pholidota, Manidae.
GCCCGAGGAGCGGGGCUCGCGCCCCAGUGACGGAAAUCGUUGUCGAGGUCGUUGUGGGCGACUGACGCCGCCUGACUGGCAUCUUGAAGCGCAACCGAGCCCACCGCGUAGCAGACAUGGAGGUCGAGCCUGAGUCCGAGCCGGAGCCCGUCACGCUGCUGGUGAAGAGCCCUAACCAGCGCCACCGCGACUUGGAGUUGAGCGGCGACCGCAGCUGGAGCGUGGGCCACCUCAAGGCCCAUCUGAGCCGCGUCUACCCCGAGCGCCCGCGUCCAGAGGACCAGAGGUUAAUUUAUUCUGGGAAGCUGUUGCUGGAUCACCAGUCUCUCAGGGACUUGCUUCCAAAGGAGGAAAAACGGCAUGUUUUGCAUCUGGUAUGCAAUGUGAAGAGUCCUUCAAAAAUGCCAGAAACCAACACAAAGGUUGUGGAGUCCACAGAGCAGCCCACUGGUCUUAAUCAGGGACAGUAUCCGGGAGAUUCCUCAAGUGAUGGUGUGAGGCAAAGGGAGGUUCUUCGGAACCUUUCUCCCUCUGGGUGGGAGAAUGUCUCGAGGCCUGAUGCUGUUCAGCCAGCAUUCCAAGGCCUGGGGCCUGGUUUCUCUGGCUACACGACCUAUGGGUGGCUGCAGCUCUCCUGGUUCCAGCAGAUCUACGCACGGCAGUACUACAUGCAAUAUUUGGCAGCCACUGCUGCAUCUGGGGCUUUUGUUCCCCCACCAAGUACACAAGAGAUACCUGUGGUUUCUGCGCCUGCUCCAGCCCCUAUUCACAACCAGUUUCCAGCUGAAAACCAGCCAGCCAAUCAGAAUGCUGCUCCUCAGGUGGUGGUUAAUCCUGGGGCCAAUCAAAAUUUGCGGAUGAAUGCACAAGGUGGCCCUAUUGUGGAAGAAGAUGAUGAAAUAAAUCGAGAUUGGUUGGAUUGGACCUAUUCAGCAGCCACAUUUUCCGUUUUUCUCAGUAUCCUCUACUUCUACUCCUCCCUGAGCAGAUUCCUCAUGGUCAUGGGGGCCACUGUCGUUAUGUACCUGUAAGCACCUGAUUUUGUUUCCCUUUUUCUCCUUUACUUACAAGUGAUACUUCAUGGUGAUUCAAACCAGCUAUAGAUUCUGCUCUUUUUUGAGCAGUCUUAGUCAUUAUUGAAGGAGGUGUAUUUAAAUAGUCUGUCACCUUGGUACUUUUGAUGCAAGGAAUUGACGAUUUGGUUGUGCAUUGCCAGAAACACAUGAAUUGUGUGUUGAUACAAGAGCAGCAUUCUCUUCUUUUCUUCCAGAUAAGGUACCUGCCAGGCUCAUGAACUACAGUAAUACUGUAGGCAUGGAAAGGAAAAUUAUAUUUGUUUUGAAUAAGAACAUACUGGUAUUCGUCAGGCAGAGAUGCCUUCCCUGGUAAAGGUCAGGCACGGACUGUCAGCGUAGCCCUGACAGGCCAGGGAACCUUUACAGUCCUGACAUUAGGCUUUAUCCAUGGCUUACAUAAGUGAUUCUCAACCAGGAUGAUUUUUUAUGCCUCUAUCCCCACCACUGACAUUAGGCUUUAUCCAUGGCUUACAUAAGUGAUUCUCAACUAGGAUGAUUUUUUUAUGCCUCUAUCCCCACCACUGAGACACCGGGCAAUGUUGAGACAUUUUUGGCUAUUAUAGCUAGGAGGGUGGUCCCAGUGGCAUUUAGUGGGUAGAGGCCAGAUGUGGCUCAACGCCCUACAGUGCACAGUACGGUCCCCACUGUAAAUACCCAGCCCAGUGUGUCAGGAGAGCCAGAGCUGAGAAGCCCUGGCCUGGAGUCAUGUAGCCUUACUUGUAGCUAAAACUGACAGAAGAAAUAUUUAUAAUGAAAAUGGAUUUUUAUUUUAGUUUUGAAAAAUAUUUACAUGAGGAGAAAUACUUAGAAUAAUAUAAUAAAUACUUGUAUAUCCAGAAUUAAUCAUUGUUAAU